Messenger RNA from Penicillium salamii, 1509 nucleotides. The record is from the annotation of a GenBank genome assembly. Lineage: Eukaryota; Fungi; Ascomycota; Eurotiomycetes; Eurotiales; Aspergillaceae.
AUGCCAAUUCGCUCCGAAGCAGGGAGACAUUGGAUAUCAACCAAGACCAGUCAAAUCGUUUCGCUGGAAGACUUUUGUAUUACCAUCUCGGAGCCUGCUUCCUUCGUAGAUCUGGGGUCAACAUCUCCGUCAGGGUUGGGCAAAUUACCGGACGAGUUUGAAACUCGAGAAUUACUGAACGCAUAUUUGAUGUCACCAUUCAACCUCGCGUUUCCAAUAUUGGACGAGGCCCUUUUGGAGAGUACCAUUCAAUCAGCUUAUAGUGAAAGCGCCGAGAUAUCUCUUUCUACCACCCAGCUCUCGACUACGGCCUGUCUUCUCGCGACUAUAUCCAUGGCGUCUUAUUUGAAUUUGUCGCAACAAAUCUCAACCGCUAUAGACGCACAUACAUGCGCAGCGCAGGCGAACUCUCUUUUGAUACAGGCUAUGGGAGAUAUCAGCUUGACAACGCUUCAGACCAUACUUUUGCUGCAACUCCGUUUUAUGUUCAAUGGUCAUUGGAAAAAAGCUAAUAUGUUUAAUUCAAUGGCAUGCUCCAUGAUCUGCUCCCUUGGCGGACACAUCCACGAAGCGCAAGCCGCGCCCGGACAAGAUUUGUCUAUUCCAGAGCGAGAAGCACGUCAUAUUCGUGUGCUGUUCUGGGUAUCCUACGUGCUUGACAAAGACAUUUCACUUCGCACAGGAAACCCACCGCUGCUCACAGAUUCUUACUGCGACCUCACUUUCCCAGAAAACUAUCUGGAGUAUGACAGUUACUUGCCAGGAAGACGAGGAUCAGUUCAAUCGAGUGAUCAAAUAUCUGGGCAUCUGAUCCCCCAUUUCCCUGGAGAUCUCAAGUUGAGCCUUCUUAAGGAAAAAGUCUGCCGGCACCUUUUUUCCGCUCAAGCGUUGAAGAAUGACAACAAUCAGCUUCUUCUCAACAUACGACAACUUGACGAUGAGAUCGAGAGCUGGCGUUUGUCUAUACCCCUUCACUUUCGCCCUGCGCUUUUUGUCUCCCAGAGCUCUCCGUUAAACACAAUGGGGGAAUGCAGUCUUCAUUUCAACCGACUUAUAUCGCUCCAGCUGGAAUACCACCACCUAAUGACCAUAAUUCACACCACAGUCAGAAAGUGUAUACCUGGUGUGGGCGAUGGUUAUAGGGACCUACACCAUGUGGUACAUUCCAGUUUUGAUCUAUCCCUUGAGGCCAGUCGGUCCACUAUAUGGUGUAUCAAGGUUCUAUGCACUAAAGACACAGCAGACAGGUCUCGGUACGUCAAUCUGAAUCACUUAUCUUAUCUGACCACCGCCGCCAUGUCGCUCUUUUUGAACAUUAUCAUUCAUCCCCUGGACCAUAUGGCACAGAUGGACCUGGAAACUAUGAUAUCGGUGGCCAAUACAAUAUGUAAUACACACGGGAACGAGUCGACGCAAGGUGAACGAUGUCGACUACAAGAGACAAGUGACUUUGUGAUGAGGCUGGUGUGGCUUGGAACUUGUGCAGUGACAAAAGCAAGAAGAGAAUGA